AGAGAUGCCGACUGCUGCGCACUCGCAACCGUACUCAAAACAGUGCGCCCGAUUUGGGUCUCUCACGGAAUCUUUUUUUCUCCUUUGUGUGGCGCUUCCCCAGCGGGACUGUCUCUUGUAAUGGCAUCGUCGCCGUCCACUUCCCCCUCGUACCUGGGUAAAAACCCCUCCCCACAGGCCUUCGCGAAGUACGCCAAGAAGCACGACAUCUUUCUCCACCCAGAUGUGGCCUUUCUCGUGCCCACCAAGACGAUGGGCAUGGGCGUCUUCGCGGCCCGCCUGCUGCCGGUGGGCACUGUUGUCCUAAGCUGCCCGGAGGCGUCCGGCGUGUCACCGUACAUGAAGGACGCGAUCACGUCGCCGUGCGUUGCCGUUCUGCACGCCUCUCCCGCCGCCAUGCAGGAUGCCGUGCUCUUCGAUGUGUUGGUACUGAUGUCUGAACUGUGCCGGCCACACUCGUUGUGGCGACCGUGGCUCGAAAGCUGUCCCCCGAUGAUCCACCACCUGUUCGACUUGACGCCCAACCAGGCUGCUGUGCUAGGAGUGGCACCCGCGGUAGCAGUAAAAGCUGUUGGUGAGACUGCUCCAGAUCGCUGCUCGAGCACUGAGGUGGGCGGCAACAGUAGCAGCAGUACCUCGCUGACGUUGGGACUGUCCCCUCUCACAGGUGUCGCGCAGGCUCUCGAGGAGCUGUGUGUGAAGGGGCGGUGGGCCGUUGCACAGAAAAUCAUCUCCUCAGCUCCUGACGUGUGGCCCGCGGAGAAGGCGACGCUGGAGCUGUUCUGCGAUUGCCUCGCUCAGGUCUUUUCCCGUAACUUUCACCGGGAGGAGCUGGCGGGUCGUGAGGGACCCUAUUUGCUGCCCGGCCUCGACAUCUUAAACCACUCCUUCACCGCCAACACCACCUUCGAGGUGCGCGGCGGUGGACGCAAGCACGCGACGGCCUUCACGGUGGUCACCACGCGUGCGGUCAAGAAGGGUGAGCAGGUGUAUGGCUGCUACGGCCGCAUCGGCGCGGCGCGGUUUGCGGUGGAGUUCCAGUUUGUCACGAAGUCGGUGCUGCGGAACGAUUUGGUCCGCUGCUCUGCGGCAUCGUUGGCGACGGUUGCGACGCUGAUGCACUACAUCUUAGUGGCGGCAGCGGGUGAGAGCACCGCGAACGCAUCGGCGCUCAUUGAAGACUACCUCAACGAAAUACCUGAAGCGGAGGGUUCCGUUGUUGCAUGCCCAACUGGGGACUGGAAGCCGGAACUGUUCGGAAGUGACUCGUCCGCAGAGGUGGCCGCCCUUCACAAGGAUAUGGAACGCCGGGUGGAACAGCUGCAGCGACUCGGCAUCCUCUUUGACGAGGGACUCUACUUGGUGCGGCCGUAUGCCACCUGGACGGAAGAGGAGGCGGCGGAGGGUGCUGCAACUUUUCGGUGGAGCGCACCGAGCGAACACGAAAAGGAAGUGGCGCAGCACGGACGUGUGCUGGCCGCGACGGUGUAUUUGCUUACCGCACCGAAGACGGAGUACGAAGACUUGUACCACCGCAUCACGGUGGAGUGGACGGCGCCGCAGACAGCAGCGGUCGCACGUGCGGUGCGGGUUUUUGUGGCCAUAAAGGUCGCUGCGGCGCGCCGCCAGAAAGCCUCUCUGGCGCAGGUCUUCAGCAGCUCUGACCGUGACGUGGUUCGUCGGCAGCUUAUCCACGAUACUCUUUCGUCGGAGGUAGCCACACUUCGUUAUUACGCAGAUGCCGUUGCAUAG
Messenger RNA from Leptomonas pyrrhocoris, 1752 nucleotides. RefSeq lists its product as hypothetical. Bases 121 to 1752 code for a protein of 543 amino acids. The record is from RefSeq and is a predicted model, not a curated record. Gene Ontology annotation, molecular function: protein binding; protein-lysine N-methyltransferase activity. NCBI's taxonomy places the organism in Eukaryota, Euglenozoa, Kinetoplastea, Trypanosomatida, Trypanosomatidae. The transcript has a single exon. Gene Ontology annotation, biological process: peptidyl-lysine monomethylation.